Meloidogyne enterolobii is the source of this 408-nucleotide messenger RNA. The record is from the annotation of a GenBank genome assembly. Lineage: Eukaryota; Metazoa; Nematoda; Chromadorea; Rhabditida; Meloidogynidae.
AUGGUUGAAACUUUCAGUAAAUUAAAUUUUAAUCAUAUCGAAACAAUUAUUUUAAAAGAAGAAAGAAAAAAGGAUUCCUCCUCUAAAUUAGCUUCUAUAAAAACAAAUUCCCCUCCUCCCCUCCCUGUUCGUCUCCGUUCACAAAGAAAACGACGAAAACCACGAGUUCUUUUCACACAAGAACAAGUUCUACAUUUAGAAGAAUAUUUUGGACAACAAAAAUAUAUAAGCAAUGCAGAAAGAGAUGAAUUGGCAUGUAAACUUAAACUUACUCCGACACAAAUUAAGUGUAAACGAGUUGAGGCUGAUGAACAUUUACAACAAAUAAUUAAUACACAAUUAUCAACAAAUAAUCAAAAUAAAAUUUUUGAAGAAUUAUUUUUUCAACAAUUUCUUAAAAGAAAUUAA